AUGCACUCGGGCAGCGCUGGUAUGGGACGUUCCUGGCUGGGCGUCGUGGUCUUUCUCAUGGCGGCGGCGCUCGCUGUUCAUUCUGCCACUGCCGCUGCUGAUACGGAGGUGAAGCCAUAUUCGAUCGAUGUGCCGGCGAGCGUGCUGGAGGACCUGCAGUACAGGCUGGCCCACGCGCGUUUCCCACAGCCGCUGGACACCUUCGAAACGGCCGACCAGUGGGCCUACGGCACCCCGGCCGCCUACAUGAAGGAGCUCACCCACUACUGGCUCCACUCCUACAACUGGACCGAGCAGCAGGCCAAGCUCAACCAGUUCCCCCAGUUCACCACCGAAAUCGAGGGGCUGUCGGUGCAUUUCCUGCACGUCCGGUCGAAGGCGCCCAACGCCAUUCCCCUCAUCCUGUCGCACGGCUGGCCCGGCUCGGUGUUGGAGUGCACCAAGGUCAUCCCGCUCCUCACCGAUGAGCGUGCCAGCAUCCCCUUCCACGUCGUGUGUCCCAGCCUUCCCGGCUACGGCUUUUCUGAAGCCCCCAAGGAGCCCGGAUUCGAUCCCACCAAGAUCGCCUCCAUGUUCGUUCAGCUGAUGGAACGCCUGGGCUACACCGAAUAUGUGGCGCAAGGCGGCGAUUGGGGUAGCGCCAUCACCACCGAGAUUGGCAUGCAGGCUCCCCAGCACUGCCGCGCGAUCCACAUCAACUUCCUCCCCACUGGCCCUCCCUCCGACAAAGGAAUGCUGGCCUCGCUGAAGCUGGGGCUGUCGUACCUCUUUCCGAGUUGGUUCUACACGCCCCGCGAAAUCCACAACAUCCGGGAGGUCUUCUCGGCGACCAAGCCACACACGGUCGGAUUUGCGCUGAACGAUUCGCCGGUGGGUCUCGCAGCUUACAUCGUUGAGAAAUUCAGAACCUGGGGCGAUUGUCGAGGUGAUGUCGAGAACAGUUUCAGCAAGGACGAGCUGCUGACCAACAUCAUGAUCUAUUGGGUGUCACAGAGCAUCACGCCCAGCAUGCGCCUGUACUAUGAACAGUUCCACACCAAGGAGUCCGUCUUCGACAAGGGCGCCCGCUUGUAUGUCACCGUACCCACC
Molecule: messenger RNA, 1089 nt
Organism: Acanthamoeba castellanii str. Neff
Lineage: Eukaryota; Discosea; Longamoebia; Acanthamoebidae
Product: epoxide hydrolase
Exons: 10
Biological process (GO): epoxide metabolic process
Molecular function (GO): epoxide hydrolase activity
Source: RefSeq, a predicted model, not a curated record